Molecule: messenger RNA, 1092 nt
Organism: Tinamus guttatus (white-throated tinamou)
Lineage: Eukaryota; Metazoa; Chordata; Aves; Tinamiformes; Tinamidae
Source: RefSeq, a predicted model, not a curated record
AUGUCGCGUGUUAGCACCCAACGGGGGAGGAGGAGCCAGCAGCUUCGAGAAACGACUGAGCAGCUGCUAACUGUAAUUUAUUCGUUUGCAGAAGCCAUUCAUGCAAUUUUGGUUUACAGCCAAAGUGCAGAAGAACUUUUGAAACGAAGGAAAGUCUAUCGAGAAAUAAUUUUUAAGUAUUUGGCGAUACAAGGAGUUCCAGUGCCUCCUUCCUCAGAGAAGCACCAACUCAUUGAUCAUGCCAAGCGGUACUGGAACGGGCAGCUCACAUCCAGCUCCUCACAGUCAGAGGGCAAAAAGCCACGUGCAGCGAGUCGUGAGAAGAGCCAAAAGCUACAAAAUGAUGACGUUCAUGAUCUAGGAGAAGAAUUCUGUCAGUGGUUCUUUGAACUUCUGAACUCUCAACAUCCGUUGGGUAUACAAUCUGAAGAAACAUGGGGACCACAGCAUUUCUGGGAGGAUGCCAAAAUGAAAUUCUGUUACAAUACAUUAGAAAAAAACAUGGAAGAAUAUGUUGGUGCAGAAAUGGUGAGCCUUCGUCUGCUCUCGUUGGUUAAAGAAGAGUAUCUUCUGCUGAAUCCCAACUUGAAUGCUGAUGGACUGAAGUGUACAAUGUCUCGACAUGGGUUGGUGCUGGUAGCAGUGGCUGGUACAGUACAUAGAGGCAACAGCUGUCUGGGUGUUUUUGAGCAAAUUUUUGGACUCAUCCGCUGUCCAGUUAGAGAGAACACCUGGAAAAUAAAAUUUGUGAAUCUUAAAAUAGUUGGACAGAAUGCUCUGGAGCCUGGGAAACAAUUUGAAAAGCCAUCCGUGAAAUACGAAUCAAACCAACUGCAAGCAUUGUAUGAUGGAAAAGAACUGAGCCUGACCGAAUCUCAGAAAUUCUGAGCAAUUCCUUCAGAACUGAGAGACUGGUGGGGGAAAAAACAUCGGGCACUUGUAGUGCUUCCUUAAAUAUUGAAAUGGUUGCAACCAUGUGAUGGUGUCUCUUUCUUGAGUCCGGUUUACUAACUGAAUGACAAGCUGAGAUCCCAGUGUUAAAGUGUUAAUAGUAUUUUGGGCACCUUUCCAACAACUAACAAAUAAUUCAGA